UGAAGUUUGUUCUGUACUUUGUUCUUUUCCAGGUCUUUUGAGAACUAUAAGAAGACUUUUUCUGCUUCAGAAAGGGUACUUUUCUCCCGUGUUCUAUGUUUAUAUACUUCUGGAAUAUUUAUUAACUGAAUGGAAACUUUCCAGAACUCUGCAGGAAUAUGUGCAAUUUGUCCAUCGUUUCUGGAUUUCCAGCAGUAUUCUCAAUGAAUAGAAGUCCUUUAUGCCUUUCUCCUCUCUGAUCUAGACAUCUUGGGGUGGAUGAUGUAUUGAUGUUGAUGGACAAUCAGUUUACAGUAAUCUCUUAUGAUGCUUUUUUUAUGGCUUUCUGAAUUAUAAGUGACAUGCUGGUGAAACUGAACAGCUGAUCUCCAGAUACUGUUACAGUAUGAAGCAUGGCUUCUGAGGCUGCUCAAAGUUUUCUUCAGCUGCUCUCUUGGUUGUCUCAAAUAUAUGAAGCUAUCCAACAAGCAGGAGACUCAAUAUCUGCUUCACUGCUGAAUUUGAGUGGAGUGGGUCGUGAGUCAGAAGAAGACAGAAACCAGGGCUUGGAGGACAAUGGAGGAGCUUAUGAGGAUUAUUCUGUGGAAUCAGAAGAUGAAAGACACAUAGACCUGUGGGAUGAGGAAUACGUAUGCCCUAGAGAAGAUGGCCACGUUGCAGGUCGUGGUCUUGCUUCACAGGACCUCCCUUGUGGCUCUUACGGGAGUCUGCAGAGGCAAAAAUGGGUUAAAAAUACCACCAGGUUACCUGGGCAGAGUGUUGAAAGCACCAGGCCUUUGGCUGCCAAUGGAUCACACUGGAUGAAAGAAGGUCUCCAGCCACUUCCUGCCAUCAUCUCUGAAGAUGAAAGUGAGCCCUCAGUGAGGAUGAGAGGCCGUGAAAACAGCUUCAGCAUGGAUGACUCUUUAGAAAUUAAUAAAGGCAAGGCAAGUUUUGCAGAUCUGGAUGGACUAAGCCAGCUGAGUUACCAAGACAACCUAUCCUGUCGUGAAGAUGACCACGUAUCUGUUGACUCAAGAACAAUGGAGUGCAGGAGUGCUGGGCAGCAUACAGGGCCCAGGAUGGAGUCCAGCACUGCUGACGGCAUUAGCCAGCAAGCUGCGGAAGGACGUUUGGAAUUGGAGGCAGCAUUUACCAACCAGGGAUUUGAAGGAAAUGAUGCUACUGACAGCUCAUCAGCUUGGAGCCCUGAGGAGACUGAUGAGGUGAACAGCGAACCAGCUCAUCACAGUGCUCAUCAGCCCGUUUGUAAAUGUGGUGAUCUAGAUGUCAUCUUCAGUUAUAAAGCCUCAAGUCAAAAGCUAAUAGUUACUGUCUUGGAGGCCAGGGGCAUCCCAGACAAAGACCGCAGUGGUGUGAACACUUGGCAAGUGCACACAGUCUUGAUGCCUAGCAAAAAACAGAGGGGUAAGACAAGUGUUCAGAGAGGACCCAUCCCCACGUUCAAGGAUAAUAUUACCUUUAGUAAGCUGGAGCCACAUGAGUUAAGUGGCCACGCCAUCCGUUUCCGCCUCUACGCUGUGCACAAGAUGAUUGGAGAGAAGAUGAUGGGAGAGCAAUUGUUCUACUUGAGCAACAUCAGCCAGGAAAGGGAAGUGAAGGUGACACUGGUCUUGGAGCCAAGGAGUAAUUUGACCAGUGCAGACUCUCAGCUUAGUCUGUCAGCAAUCUCUCACAGUGAUAGCGCUUCUUCAACACAGUCCCUGUCGCAUGGAGGGGUGCCAGAGCUGCUCGUGGGCUUGUCGUACAAUGCCACUACGGGGCGGCUGUCAGUGGAGAUGAUCAAAGGCAGCCAUUUCCGAAACCUCGCAAUUAAUAGGCCACCUGAUACCUAUGGAAAGCUUUGCCUGCUCAACUCUGUGGGCCAGGAGAUGUCUCGCUGCAAGACCUCCAUCCGUCGAGGGCAGCCCAACCCCGUCUACAAGGAAACUUUCAUCUUCCAGGUUGCCCUCUUCCAGCUCUCCGAUGUCACACUAAUGAUCUCCAUAUACAACAAACGCAGCAUGAAGCGCAAAGAGAUGAUCGGCUGGAUCUCCAUGGGGCAGAACAGCAGCGGAGAAGAAGAGCAAAGUCACUGGCAGGAGAUGAAGGAGUCAAAGGGGCUGCAGGUCUGCAGGUGGCACACACUGCUGGAGUCCUAAUGGUAACCAGGGCAGCCUGUACAUCCUGGGACCAUGGGCUGUCUUCCCUCAUUCUCAGUCACAGGAAGCAGCUGUCCCAUGGCACGCACUGUGCUCUGACUGGUCAUGGACCCUUUAACCUGACUUUUCAGUAUCUUCUGUCAGGCAUUGAAAGUGACAAGGCCUGGGAAGCAAGUUUAGUUCUUGUCUUUCCAGGUUGCCCCACGUUUUCCACACCCAAAUAAUUAACCUUAGGAAAAGCAGUGGGCAAACCUACGAGAUCCUCUCUUUGGUCCUCAUCUUGCUCAUUUUAUCGUAUGUCUGAUCAUCACAGUUUAAUUUUCAUGCUGUUUUCUUCUGGAGUAAAUUCUCUGAUCCCUCCCUUAUUUAUAUUAAUGAAGUUUGCAAAUAUUCUUGACACGCAGAUAGCUCACAGAUAGGCUAAGCUGCAUGCAAAUCACAUUUUCUCUCUUUUAUUAUCAUAUUUUUUAAAUCCUAGAAAUGAACAUUCGGUACCAUUAUAGACUGGAUUUUUCAGGCAGCAUGGGAAAGCACUGUUGAAUUCUCUGUCAACUUUAAAGUGCCUAGGCAUUAUUACUGUUUCUGAUACUAUCUGAUAGUGUUUAUUUGAACUUAAUACUGCCAGUAUUCUUAAUUAGGCAUCCUGUGCACUUGUUAGCCUCUAUUGCCACAGAGAUUGCAUGAAGGAUAACUAAUAGCAGUUUUAUAUCGUGACUAUACAAUGCAUGUUUGGAUGCUUACUUGAAGUUCAAGGCUUCUGUCAUCAUGAAUACCAAAAAACAAAGACCAGAACAAGCUGCACGUCCACCUUUGUGCCUGAAUCGCUCUCUGCGUCAUUGUUUUGAACAUGUGUUAUUUUGUUCUGUAAAAGUGAGUUUCAUUCAGAAAAGCAUUUCUGUGAGCAUUAUACAGAAAGGCUUUUGAUCCAUGAUUUCUCUGUUGUUCAGUUAAGCACAACUCAAGUUUGCUGAGGGCUCUUGUUCAAAUGAGCUAUCUGUAGUAUCUUUGGGGGCUGGAAAGAGGACCAUUUUUGGCAUGUUGAGCAGUAAAGAAUGCCAGGCCGAGCCACCUCAUCUUUGGAGCAGACUCUCCUACAAGAAUAAGUAGGAUAGGAUCCAGGGCACCCCUCCUAGAGGGGCUGCUUGCAGGGAGCAGGCUCGCUGGAUGAAGUGAUGACAUUUUUAUGUAGUUACUUUUUGGACCAUUUUGUCAUUUUCUGUGUUACUCAUUUUUCCCAUCUCCAUGAGUUAAAGUUGUAGAGUCAGUGGUUAGGGAAGAAGUCUUCAUCUGCUUGACUACUGAAUGUUGAGUUGUCAUUAGCUGUUGGAAAACUGCAUGUGACACAGUGGAGGAUUCUCUUGGGCAGUGAUGGUGUGUAGACAGAAAGGUGCCAGGAUAUUCACAUACCAUCAGCUGCCUCAUUUUGAUUCCCUGAGCUCUUUAGAAGAGGACCAGCAUUUCUUAUUCCUUCUGAUGAUAGGAAGGAAAUACUUUGCUGAAAAGGUUUCUCUGUUCUGAAUCGCCUCAUGUUUUGUUUUUGUCAUUUACUAGCCUGGCACCAAAUUCUGCCUCCUGCACUGCAGCUGUCUCCUUCCAUUCAAUGGUGCUGUGCAAGUUUCAGCACUGGCUGUUUAACCAAAAUUGAGCCUGGGUGCUGGUUUGCAUCACACCCAGGCUAGCAAUCACCCAGUGGGCAGUGGUGUGGUAGAUGCAGGUUAUCACUUGGCGUAAUACACACAGGCUUUGUCUUUCCUCACGAGGCAGUCCAACAAGUGAGGAUAAUCUGUCUGAAGAAGGACUUCUGGUGUGGGUGAGACAAACCUUAUAGAUCGUGGCUUUGUAUGUUCUUACACUUACCUGAGCAUCAUUUUCCAGUGAGACUGGUGGCCAUCCUAUGCAGGAGGAUUGUCCUCCACCACCUAGAUAAGCUGGCACAAUACCUGCUUUGCACGACUGGAGCUUUGAAUCACAAAUCAGGAUCUAACCCAAAUAGAACGACAUUUUUGACUGCACUGUUAAUUCUGCCGUGUUACCAAUAGGAGAGAUAACAAGCAUGUGAGUGGUAAUAAGCAAAACAGGUCUGAAUGUGGCUUUUUUACCAUAUAUUUUUCUUCUGGAAAAAGUACAGAAAACAGACCAAAUCAAAGGGUGCGUUUGCUGAUUUCAGUUGUUUUCCAGUCUCUGCCUUUUUUUCCUAAACUGCAUAAAAUGUAUAUACAAGUGUUUAUAAGUAAUUUUAUUAUCUGAGAUGUGUAUGUAUAAUAAACUUAUUCAGAUUCUCAUAGUAUCUUCCUGAACCUGUGAAGUGUUGCUUAUGGUUAAUUUAAUGAUUAGCUAAGGGAAAGGUAUAAAUUGGUAGUAUGUUUCACAAGUGAACUGGAGAUAACCCAGAUUUAUAAUUGUGUGAUUAAAAAGAAUUAUUGGAAAGGCUAGUUUUAAAAAGCAAUGAAGUGGACUAAUUUUGGGCUUGCGUGCUGUUUUCAUAUCUAGAUCUUUUCUGAAGAUGCAGCAGAAGCUGAAUUGAGUUUUAAGGUAUAUUUCCACCAUGGAGUAUUAGGAGGCAGAAGAAAGCAAGAGACAACAGCAUACAUAAGAGUCUGUUAAUAUCUAAGCACAUGUUAAAACUGGGCUCUCAGAUGGAAGCAGCUUCCUGCAUCAUUGCAAUAAUGUUUUGACCUGAUGUUUUACAAGAAAAAAUUGGAGGGACGGAGGAAAGGAUGAGGUGAAGGGGAGCAUUGUUUGGAGCUGCUGCUAAAGCAGUUGGCACAUCCAUGCCUCGAGCAGUACAUCUGCAAAGUUCAUUACAUUCCUACUGGAGCACAGAGGAUUUUAUGAAUCUUGGGAUGAACAGUGUUGAGGGUGCUCGUGUUUGCUAGCUGUAUUUUGGGACUUUUGUUGGUUUUCUGGUUCAUUUUUCUUUACAGUACUGACUAUCUGUGAAAUGAAGAAGGCUUAGCUGCAGCUCCCCUUUAUUUCAGAGCUCCCAUAAUUCUUUUUAUAGACAGAUUGAAUUAGUUAUUGCUAACAUUGAUACACGCCGGCCUUGUGCUCCUGAUGUUUCUCAUGUAAAUACCACUGCCCUUUCAGUCACUGCUAUAACCCCUCGUUUCCUUUAGAAGUGGCUGAGAAGCCUGAAUUUCCAGACACGCUUCCAUCCCUUGGGAGUCUUGCCUCACACUUAGCUCUCCAUAAGCGAUGGCCACUGGAGCUGGGCCUUGUGCCCUGCUGCCCUCCAUCCCCAUGAGGCUCCAUGAGGUGAGCAGCUGACCUGCUUCUGGGAAUGCCUGGGCACUUGCAUGGCCUGACUACGCAGGCUUCCUAAUGGGUGUUUUCUAAGACAGUUUAUCUCCUUUUGACAUCACUGUGUGGAAUCCCCUAAGAGGUUAUUUGGAUUUUCUUCUCUAGACGGGGAAAAAAAGAAAAAAGUUCCAAAACCACAAAACCGUUGUGUGGGAAGGAACUAACUGCACUGGCUUAAACCCAGAAUGCUGUGGGCAAAGUGCUCUGGAUCCAUCUCUAUCUCGAGCAGUGUCGCUCAGCUAGCUGCAGUCUGUUCCUUCCUUGGUCUCUCUCCAGCAGCACAUCCCUGUCCCGCUAGGCUCUCUGCUGUUAUUUUAUUUCUUGUUUUUAAUGUGUAUUGACAACAGAACAGAAUGAUCUCACCGCGUUUGUAUUCUCUGCAAUAAUGCCGACUUUCAACUGAUGCCCACAGAACCGAGUACCUCUUUUAGCCCGCUGUGCUGCAGCGAUAGCUGACUGACGUGCCUGUUUGUGAAGGCUUUCUCUGGACGGUCUGCUGCACGAUUUGAUUAGUUUGGGUUUCCUUUCUACUUCUGGCUUUAAUUACUCGGGCCCUGCUGUGCACAGCUCCUUUGCAAGGUGAUGUGGCUGUGCGGUUCCUGGGGCAUGGAGGGCAAUGGGUGGAGGUAGGGAACCUGCUUUGGCAGGGGGUCGGACUGCACGAUGCCCAGAGGUCCCUUCCAACCCCUACGAUUCUGGGGUUCUAUGAGGUAAUUUGGUGUUUUUAAUGGCUGCAGCGCCCGAGGAGUUACUUGGUGCUUUGUGUAACUGAUUGAUCUUCAGUCAUGAAUGCCUUCAGAUGUUCUUAGACUUGCAGAACCGUAGGCUGCCAGCUGCUAUCGAUCAUCUCUCCAGCACACGGCCCAAGGUGGCUGCUUGGCAGAGGAGGCCUUUCCUCUGGUGGCAGCUCGUUUCUCCUUCAGCUGAAGCUGGCUCUGGCCUUGGAGCUCACGUGCCUGCAGAGCUUUCCUCACUCCCGUAUUUAGCAUCAUGUUUAAUCUGUAUGAUCACCGCACUUCGUCUCCCUGCCUCUCAGCUGCCUCCUGCCUUUCGCACAAAUUGGGGCCAUAAAGGCUGAGCGAGGCCUUGUGGCUGUGUCCUGAGGUGCUUGCCCCCAAGGCCUCCACGCUUAUGAAGUGGGAACGGUGCUGGUUGGGUUGCGAUGCUUUAAUGUUUACAAGGUUGUGACACCCUUUCAGCUCCGUGUGGACAGAGCUAAGGGUGGAGGAAACAGCCUCUUCUGUUUGGUUCCUUCUAGUUUUUUUUUUGUGUUCUGUAAAAGGACAGCAGAGCCUGAAGAAAUUAGUAUGCAGGAACAUCCGCUUUCCCUUUAAAAUGUACUGAGUGUGAUGUUUGCUACUAUGGUUUGAGGGGAAGAAAAAGCAGCCAGGGUUUGUAGAAGAGCUUGCUCUUUGAGGGAGGCAGGAUUUUCCCUGCAGCGAGAGCUACCCACCGGAACGUUCUCGUACCUCAGGCAGCGAUGUUGGCAUCCAGCUGAUCUUCUUCAGUGAUAAAUGCAGCCAGAAGCUGACAGGUCUUACAGCUUGGAAAGAAAUACAGGAUAACUCCGUGUAGCUGAUGUGGGCUUUUAUUGGGAACCUGGUGCAGAUUUAGCAGGCGGUUGUGCAAGGAGUGAAAGCCCCCAGUGGUGGUCAGGAUGGUGGUGGAGAGGGAAGGCUGAGUGCUCACACUGGUGCCAAGAUGUGGGUUUGCUGUUUCACAUUUCCCACCUCAGUUCCUUAGUUCCAGAACUGCUGAAGGCAUACAGCACUUUCUUUUUUUUUCUACUUUUUUUUUUUUCUCCCCAGCACAGAGUGAGCUCGUGCCUUCCCGCAGCCUACACUGUAGAUCUUAAGAAAUGAAUGUGUAAAUAUUUUGUCUCUCACAGCAGCCCAAGGUCAUCUUUCUGGAACAGCAAACAGGCACAGAAUCCAAAGAAGAUCAGUCCGUCAUGUGAGUAAGGUUAGCAUCUGCACUUACAAAUGACAAAGGCUAUUAAUCCUCAUGCUGUAAUCCCCAAGCUGUUUGCCAGCUGGCAGCAGGAAGAUGUUCCUGCUCAGCCCACACAGCUAUCCAUGUUUUUUCACCUUUGUGAAGCAGAUAUAGGUCAAUGCUGUACCCUGGAUAAAGAACUUGGUAGGCAUCAUUCAUCUCUUCUGUGUUCCAGUCUCUCUCUUCUCCAUGCAAACCACCUGUCUGGAUUGGGAUGCGGCAGGAAUGCUGCAGACUUUGCCCCCACCCCCCAGAAUAGGAGGCUGAAGGUCAGGCUGUUUCCCCUGUGCUCCUACAUGGGAGGAAAAAUCAGGGAAUACCCAGCAGUUGGGUAUGGCAGGUAAAAGUUCAGCAUGAGAUUUUCAAUCAUCAUCUGGGGACCAGUGGUGAAUUUGGGUCCUGCCUGCCAUGGGGACAUACCCAACCACAAUCCUGCUGCUGGUGAGAUGGGAGGAAGGCUGAUGCAGGUGGGCCGUGGUGCUUAGUACCACCUUGCUGACAGGGUGACCAUGUUGUUGUGCAAUGCUGAGCAUUUGGCAGCUGAGGCUGGAAAAUUUCGGAAUGAGACCUGAAAGCCAGAUGGAGACCCACUGUUGCACAUCUCUUUAGAAAAUCUGAAAACAGAGUCUUGGGUCUUACUGAACAAAAUUGUGGUUUGGUAGAAAUUACAUCUCCCAGGGCAGCUACAGGUACAAGGAGGUGCAGAUGUGGCCUGGCUCCUGCAUUUCCUGCUGGCUGCAAGAGAUGAGUGUCACCCAGAUACUAAAUGCUCUGGAGGCGUCCCCUAUAACUGCAUACCCAGUGUGGGCUGGUCUUGUUGAGGAACAAGAGACAAAAGCUGCUGUAGCCAUGGGAGAAGGGCAGGGAGGAUUCAAGAUUCAGACAAAAGUUGAAUUCCUUGCUGAGUCCACUACCAUUAAUUACCCUUGACCUCCAGGGAAGGCGUUUUAUUGCACGUCUCCAUUUCUCAGGCUGAUGAGAACAUCACAAAUUUCUCAUUAGCAGCUGGGAAAAAAUCAUAUAAUUCUGCCUGUUUUCCUCAUCCCAGUUGUUUUGUUAGCACUUUCCAGGUGCUUUUGUUUCACACCAUCUCCCAUCCUUUCAUUAAUAUCUGCAGAGAUCCACUCUGAGUCAGGGCCAUGCCUGGCAGCAAUAUCUUCUGUUCAUGGUGCUCAGGACAAAACCUGUUCUCCGGUCUCUUGCUGUCACUGUGUGGCAUCUCAAGCACAAGGUUUCCAAUUAAACCAGUCCCACCUCCUUUCUAUUGGCCUCUGCUGGCACAGCUGUGGGUGUCCUGCUGGGCUCUAUUCUCUGCUAUGACUUUUUCCCAGCAGAAUUUUGCCUUCUGUUUGUCGUGAAGAGUAAGUGACAUAUUCAUUUGGUUUAAAUACUACAUGGCAUUUAUACAUGUGUAUAUAAAAAUGUUUUUUAUACUCUUGUGCCCCCAAGGCCUUUGCAUGGAAGCACGGUUCGAUGUAUAUUUGACUGUUGAUGUAAGCAUACUGUACUAAAUAAGUCAUUCUUUAGUGCAUAUUGGCUUCUUUCUCUCCUGGAAGAGCACACCAUUUCUGGCAGGGUAAGUUUUCAUGUCUUACUGUUGCGUUUCCCACUGGGCUCUGCAGGUGCUCCAGUUGAGGUGCGCACAUUCUCCCACACAUCCCAGGACAUGGUAUAACACUUCAUGUCCACAGCAAGGCUUGUGGGGCUUGAAUUUGUUGUUCAAUUAUAAGUAUGUCAAUGGAAGGAGAAUCGUUCAUAUUCUGAUGGCUAUACAAAACAAAUUCAUAUCGCCUUUUCACUUCUGUAAAGGUUCAAAGAUUGCACUGAAAAAUGGUACCUUCUGUCUAGCUAAUAAAGGACUGGAACUGACUGGUGUGGCAACUGGAAUGGUAUCAGCAUCGUUUCACUUGCUAUGUGUGAUUGAAAGAGAGGAGCUGAAGUGCAAAACUGAUUUUAAAAAAAGGAUGAAAAAUACGAUGAAAAGAUGUUUGGAUAUUCAACAGGAAGAGUGAUAUGGGUUUAUUCUUAGCUUUUCAUGUGCUUGACAAUGAAACAUUUUUAUUCUACUUAAGUGUUAACGUGCAUGAACAUACAAUAUAUUGCCUCUCGCUAAUUA
Numida meleagris (helmeted guineafowl) is the source of this 9549-nucleotide messenger RNA. RefSeq names its product synaptotagmin-16-like. The record is from RefSeq and is a predicted model, not a curated record. Lineage: Eukaryota; Metazoa; Chordata; Aves; Galliformes; Numididae.